This is a messenger RNA of Alligator sinensis (Chinese alligator), 2313 nucleotides long. RefSeq names its product FGGY carbohydrate kinase domain containing (gene FGGY). Gene Ontology annotation, biological process: carbohydrate metabolic process. The record is from RefSeq and is a predicted model, not a curated record. The transcript is spliced from 17 exons. Lineage: Eukaryota; Metazoa; Chordata; Crocodylia; Alligatoridae. Bases 476 to 2173 code for a protein of 565 amino acids. Gene Ontology annotation, molecular function: kinase activity; phosphotransferase activity, alcohol group as acceptor.
UUCUUUUUUUUUUAUCGUAAGAUGUGACAUUGCUUCCCUAAAAAGUUGAAUCAAGAGCCAUUCCAGAAAGGAAGACUAGCUAAAAAAGGAGUUUGGGGUUUUGGAGUUCAUUACCUGACUGUUUCUUGCUGGCUUUCAGUCAAUUUUCAGAAAAUCAAAACUGGAAAAAAGUAUGGAUGCAGAGCUUAAACACAGAUGUACUCCCUGUAUGCUCAGGCAUUAGACCAAAUGAUAUAAGAAGAUGGACCCUAACAUCAUUACUGGCAUUAGAGGCACGAGAUGACAAAAAUCACUUGUUCCAUCAACUGCUAAGUGAAGACCUGAAUAGAUGGAGGCUUAAGAGGCGUUAAAGUUGUAAACCAUUUAUACGUGAAGCCCACGAGGGCCUGAAAGAGAUUGGGGAUUCUGAACCAAACCUAUGGGCAGCUUAAUGGAGUAGGCUGACUGCUGGGAAAGCUUUACAGGGUUAUUGAAAAUGCACAGCAGCAAGCAGGACCUGGUAAAUUACUAUGUUGGAAUUGAUGUUGGAACAGCAAGUGUCCGUGCGGCUUUGGUAGACCAAUUUGGGACAGUAGUGGCGCAUGCGGAUCAGCCAAUCCAAAUUUGGGAACCCCAACCAGACUACUAUGAGCAGUCCUCUGAUGACAUCUGGGCUGCUUGUUGCACAGUGACAAAGAAAAUUGUCUGUGGCAUAGAUGCUGAGAGGAUUCGUGGGCUUGGUUUUGAUGCCACUUGCUCACUUGUCGUUGUGGAUAAGCAGUUUCGGCCCUUGGCAGUCAAUUAUGAAGGGGAGCAUACUAGAAACAUCAUUCUGUGGAUGGACCAUCGUGCAGCCAGUCAAGUAGCCAGGAUCAAUGGAACUCAGCACAGCGUUUUGAGCUAUGUUGGGGGAACGAUGUCUGUAGAAAUGCAGCCACCUAAAUUGCUGUGGAUAAAAGAAAACUUGCGAAAGUCUUGCUGGGAAAAAGCUGGCUACUUCUUUGAUCUUCCCGAUUUCUUAUCGUGGAAAGCAACAGGUGUCACUGCAAGGGAACUUGGGGUGUGCUUCUGCUUGGCUCCUCCCUGCUCUUCCUUGUGGAACUGUGAGUGGGGGGAUCCCAUCACGCUAAUCCUGUUUGCUCACCACUCCCUGCAGCGUCUUACUCCAGGAAACCAAAUCCUGUCUCCUGGAACUUCUGUUGGAAAUGGUCUAACGCCAGAAGCUGCAAAAGACCUUGGUCUUCCUUGUGGGAUUGCAGUAGCAGCAUCUCUCAUUGAUGCACAUGCUGGAGGACUAGGCAUCAUUGGAGGAGAUGUGAAAGGACAUAACCUACCCUGUGAAAAUCAGCCUAUUACCUCUCGGCUUGCCCUGAUCUGUGGAACAUCUUCGUGCCACAUGGGGAUAAGUGAAACCCCCAUUUAUGUGCCUGGUGUUUGGGGGCCCUAUUACUCGGCCAUGGUACCUGGAUUCUGGCUGAACGAAGGAGGCCAAAGCGCUACAGGAAAACUGAUCGAGCAUGUUGUCCAGGGCCACGUUGCCUUCCCAGAAUUGCAAGCAAAAGCUGCGGCCAGUGCUCAAAGUAUAUAUACAUACUUGAACAGUCACCUGGAUCUGAUUAAGAAAUCUUUGCCUGUGGGUUUCCUCACUGUUGAUUUACAUGUUUGGCCAGAUUUCCAUGGUAACCGAUCUCCCUUAGCAGAUCUGACACUAAAGGGCAUGGUUGUUGGGCUCACACUGUCUCAGGGCCUUGAUGAUCUUGCCCUUAUCUACUUGGCCACAAUUCAAGCCAUUGCUUUAGGAACAAGACACAUUUUGGAAACUAUGCAGGCUGCAGGGCACCGCAUCAACACUCUGUUUCUGUGUGGUGGGCUGAGGAAGAACCCCCUCUUUGUGCAGAUGCAUGCUGACAUUACUGGCAAGCCUAUUGUCCUGUCCCAAGAAGUGGAAUCUGUUUUAGUUGGUGCUGCUAUUCUUGGAGCUUGUGCUUCUGGGGAUUUUGCUUCCAUACAGCUCACAGGUAAGGGUGCAGCUGGAACAGCAGCAGCGAGAUACACUGCUACACUGGCUUCCUUGCAGCGACAUCAGCAGACAAGCUGGCCCCUCAUUUCACUCCUGUUGCACCUGAAGAAGGAGGGAGGCCAUGGAGAGAAUGGGAAAAAUUGGGAAAGUUGUGCAGCCAAACCACAAGCAUAAAAGAUUUUAUGACAAGAAGUACGAAGUGUUUCUGAAACUCGUGGAACAUCAGCGAGAGUAUAAUGCUAUCAUGCAAGGCAUUUAAUUCACAGUCAGAUAAUCUGAGAACUGUGGGCAUCCCAGCUUUUCCAGAGACUUGC